ACGGGUAGUCGCCCCAACGAAUUCACACUCCCACAACCCGUACACUGAUACCAUGGAACCCGCGAAAGACACGGAGCUAAACACAACGGCCGCCGCCAUAGACGUUGGCGAAGCCGGAGACCACCGUAGCGUGGUGGUCGAGCUACCGCUCGGUGACUCCGCGGCCACAUUUAACCUCGAAAAGGUCGUCUGCAGUCACGGAUUGUUCAUGAUAGCCCCAAAUCACUGGGACCCUCUCACCAAAACCCUUCGACGCCCUUUACGCCUCGAUCCCGAUGACGAUCACGAUGUCUCUGUUUCUUCUUCAUUCCUUGUCCAAAUUUCUCACCCCUCUGACUUUCCUCACUCACUCCGUCUCCGUGUAUUCGGCACUGAUUUUCUCUCUCCUCGGCAAAAACAAGAAUUGCUGGGUCAAGUGAGGAGAAUGCUGCGAUUGUCGAAAGCGGAAGAGAUGAAUUUGAGGGACUUUUGGGAGGUUCAUGAGGAAUCAAAGGCGAGGGGUUUUGGGAGAGUCUUUAGAUCACCGACGUUGUUCGAGGACAUGGUCAAGUGUAUUCUUCUCUGCAAUUGCCAUUGGCCAAGGACUUUGAGCAUGGCUGCAGCACUCUGCGAGCUUCAGUUGGAACUGCAGUGCCCCUUCUCCAGUAUAUCAGUUGCCAAAGCUGAUAAUGGUCCUAAUUCAAGAAGUCACACUGCUAAGACUGAUCAUUUUAUUCCAAAGACACCUGCAAUAAAAGAAUUAAAGAGAAAGCUUGGAGUGCACAAAGGUUCCACAAAGUCAGCAAAAAAAUUAGCAGAUGUUAAAGUAGAGACCGAAGGAGAUGCUGAGUCUAGUAUAGAUUGUGUUGAAAUGACAGACUGCCUGCAGAAAAAAGAGAAACUAAGUCCGAGCUUCCUUUCAUCGUAUAAAGAGAACUUCCACGAGCAAUGUGACUCUCAUCAGACUUCAAGUGAAAUAUAUCAAGUUGAUUCGUCCCCUGUUUUUGAUCGUCGGUCCUCUGUAGGGACAGAACUUUACACAUACAAUAAGAUUGGAAAUUUUCCUAGCCCUAGAGAAUUAGCCAGCCUGGAUGAAAAUUUUCUGGCAAAGCGCUGCAAAAUUGGGUACCGAGCAAGUCGCAUAUUGGAGCUUGCUCAGAGCGUUGUUGAAGGCAGGAUUCAACUGAGACAACUUGAAGAAGCCUGCAGCACACCAACCUUAUCCAACUAUAAUAAGUUGUUUGAGCAGCUAAAAGGAAUUUAUGGCUUUGGUCCUUUUACAUGUGCAAAUGUGCUCAUGUGCAUGGGAUUUUACCAUGUGAUUCCAACAGAUUCUGAAACUGUUAGGCAUUUAAAACAGGUUCAUGCCAGACCAUCUACCAUUAAAACAGUUCAAGGAGAUGUUGAAGUGAUCUACAGAAAGUAUGCACCAUUUCAGUUCUUGGCGUAUUGGUCUGAGGUGUGGCUCUUUUAUGAGGAAAGGUUUGGCAAGCUGAGUGAAAUGCUUCACUGCGAUUAUAAACUUAUAACUGCCGCAAAUAUGAGACCCAAAAAAAGCGGAUAACGAUAUCCUGACAGAGCAGCAGCUUGAAUAACUAGAAAGAUACAAGUGAGAUUACUUGUGUUUUGCCAGCAUGCUAAUUUCUGUGGCACAACUUCUUCAUCGUUUCUAAGAGUAUAUGGCUCUUUGUAUGGGAUUCCAAACUAAUUUAAUAUAUUAUAUGUUCUUCAUGUUUACAUUCCAAUGCUUUGGACUUUUGAAGAUGCAGUUUAGGAGACAACUCUUUGUUUCGGUCGAAGAUCAGGAUAGGAUGGUCUCCCAUGCGGCACUUAAAGACUAGCAAGCUCUCGUGACUGUAGAACUUUCUAAAAAGCGGAAAGUGACAUAGAACUAUCUAAGUUGAAAACUAUAGCUCCAUUGUUUAGAAAUUGCCUUGUCUCCUGGGAUCAACCACUGGUUGGUUUUGAGAAUCAUUUGCUUGGUGACUAUCUAGCACUGAUACAUGUUAGAAGCUCAGUAACAACGGAAUAUUUUCACCAUUAGGCUUAUAAAUUGUAAUUCAGUUUGGUUCAUGCAAUGCCUUGGACCACCAGAGAGUUUUCUAAAACAACUAGCAGAUGAUAAUGAAGCUGCCCUUUGGUUGUGUGGUAGUGAGAAAAUGGUACUAAUUGCACUGGUUUGUUCUUGUGGGAUCUUGAGAAAGUUAGAUUGAAGUAGUUUUACUUCACUUGCAGAGAGAUUGUACUUGCGAU
Messenger RNA from Ilex paraguariensis (yerba mate), 2232 nucleotides. Lineage: Eukaryota; Viridiplantae; Streptophyta; Magnoliopsida; Aquifoliales; Aquifoliaceae. The record is from the annotation of a GenBank genome assembly.